CGCCGGUGGAGGGCACUCAUAAUACAGCUCGAGCUACGGCGUCUCGGUUUGGACCAAAAGUGUCGUUGCCAAUCCAUCAAUGACGAUGAGUGACACGAUUUUUGAAGAAUUAGAAGAUUUGAUGCAUUUUUCUGUCGCCGAUUUGCCCGCUCGUGGAUAUGCAGUGAUGGAGGAGAUCCGACGACAAGGGAAACUGUGUGAUGUUACCCUAAAGGUAGGAGAGCACAAAUUCAGUGCUCACAGAAUAGUCCUUGCUGCUUCUAUUCCGUACUUCCAUGCCAUGUUCACCAAUGACAUGGUGGAGUGCAAACAGGAUGAGAUCGUCAUGCAGGGCAUGGACCCCAGUGCACUUGAAGCCCUAAUAAACUUUGCCUACAACGGACACAUAGCCAUAGACCAACAAAACGUCCAGGCCCUUCUGAUAGGGGCCAGUUUCCUGCAGCUCCAAAAUGUCAAAGAUGCUUGCUGCUCUUUCUUACAACAGAGGUUGCAUCCAAAGAAUUGCCUUGGUGUGCGGCAGUUUGCAGAGACUAUGAUGUGCACCACGCUUUAUGAUGCAGCCAACAGCUUCGUUCACCAGCACUUUUUCGAGGUAUCCCUGUCUGAGGAGUUCCUGGCCCUUCGGCCGGAGGAGGUGCUUGAGCUUGUGGGCUGCGAUGAGCUCAAUGUCCAAGCAGAGGAGCAGGUGUUUGAGGCCGUACUUGCUUGGGUAUGGCAUUCACGUGAAGAUCGGGAGUCGCAGUUACCAGAGUUAAUGUCUAAAACCCGACUGCCUCUAUGUCGACCUCAGUUUAUUGCUGACCGAGUCCAACAAGAUGAGCUUGUGCGCUGCUGCCACAAAUGCAGGGACCUUGUCGAUGAGGCGAAAGAUUACCAUCUGAUGCCGGAGCGACGUCCACACCUCCCAGCCUACAAAACACGACAGAGAUGUUGCACCUCCAUCGCGGGCUUAAUCUAUGCAGUUGGGGGCCUCAAUAGUGCUGGUGACUCAUUAAACGUUGUGGAAGUAUUUGAUCCCAUUGGAAACUGUUGGGAGCGAUGCCAACCUAUGAGCACAGCCCGCAGUCGAGUGGGUGUCGCUGUCGUGAACGGGCUGCUUUAUGCCAUCGGUGGUUAUGACGGUCAGUCGCGGCUCAGAACGGUGGAAGUUUACAAUCCAGAAACUGACACAUGGGCCAAAGUUGCUAGCAUGAAUACACAACGCAGUGCAAUGGGAACAGUCGUAGUUGAUGGACAUAUAUAUGUCUGUGGUGGAUAUGAUGGCAAGUCCUCUCUAAACUCAGUUGAGUGCUAUUCUCCAGAGACUGACAGAUGGACGAUAGUUACAGAAAUGAGUGCAAGCCGCAGUGCUGCUGGUGUUACUGUAUUUGAAGGCAGGAUAUAUGUUUCGGGUGGUCAUGAUGGUCUACAGAUCUUUAACACAGUGGAGUACUACAACCAUCAUACAGCGUUAUGGCACCCUGUGGCUCCCAUGAUAAACAAGCGCUGUCGGCAUGGCGCCACAGCCUUUGGCAGCAAUCUGUACGUGGCAGGAGGAUAUGACGGCUCUGCGUUCCUCAGUGGAGCAGAAGUGUACAGCUCAGUAGCAGAUCAGUGGAGCCACCUAGUGGCCAUGAACACUCGACGCAGCCGCAUUUCUCUGGUGGCCAAUUGUGGUCGACUCUAUGCAGUGGGAGGUUAUGAUGGACAGUCCAAUCUCAGCUCUAUGGAAAUGUAUGACCCAGAAACUAACCGUUGGACGUUUAUGGCACCAAUGGUUUGCCAUGAAGGCGGGGUAGGGGUGGGCUGUAUACCCUUACAGCCUGCUUAACUCCACAGCCUCCCUCAGCCCAUUAGGACAUUUUCAUUAUUUAAAAAGAAAUGGCUUUUGUACUGAGUGGUGUAACAAAAGGCAUUCAUGACCCUUGGUUCACAUGUUUGUAUCAGAGAUCCUAUUAUUUAGGCUUUUUAUUGAGAAAAGCCUAAACAGCAGAUUUGCCAGUACACCUUUAAUGGUGAUGUAACCCUGUUUUGUUCUUUUUGACAACCAAAUGUAGAAUUAACACGUGCAUUUCGAAGACAUUUACAGGAAAUGGGCCGCUGCUAAAAAGCACACUUCUGCACUGUUAUCAGAUAGUGUAUAUCGUGGGCACAUUAAAACAUCAGCUGUUGGGGAGUAUCAUCAUAAUGUAUACAUAUUAAGUUGUAAUGUUAUUCCUCUAAACUGGAAGCCAGUUCAGAUUUCUAGACAGGUGAAAGUUAAUCACUGUUAACCCGAGCCAUAAUUGGGAGAGUAUAAUUAAGAAGGAUAAACUUGUUUUUAAUCAUAUUUUAUCACAAAAUGUUCUUACUUCGAAGUACUAACGGUAUUUUACUUGGGAUAUUGAUGGGAAUUUAAUGUGAGCAACUGACUUUUUAUUUGUAUGUGCAAAACAUCUGCUAGAUGUGCCAUGACUUUACACUUAACAUAGGGCUAUUUUUUUUAUUUGACCACUUUAUUGACUUGAAUUGCUGAAAGAAAACGUCUUUUUGAUUUGGGGAUGACUGAUCAGAUCACCAGCUGGGAUAGAUGGGUUGUGGUGUACCCAUCCAAUCCCGUGACUUGCUUUUACUUUUAAUUUGAUCUUCACAUUUUCGAGAACCAGCACACUUAGCAGUGAAAGGGAAAUUGACGUAGGACUAUUUUCAGAUAUGUGCUUUCAGGAUUAUCUAGUAUAGUGGCUUCACAUCCUCUUAUUGAACUGUGAGUAUUGGAGAUUUAAAUGAAACAUUCCCUCAUGUUUUGUGCAAAAAUUAUCCAAAUUGUGUUUCGUAACUGUAUAAAGGUAUACAUUUUCAACUUGAUGGUUUUCAAACAACACAUCUGAAAUUAGGAUUACUGACUGUGAAUUUUUAAUACGGUUUCUAUAUUCUCAUAAUACCAGUACUGCGUUUCUCUGCUGAUUCAUUUUGUAUUAACUUCCAAUUGCGAUGCAGUAUUUCUUCUUCUAAUUUAUUGUUAGCUGUAAUCUGUCCUGUUUUUAUAGCAUUGCACAUGGUAGUUUGUCACAUAAAUGAGAAUCAAGUUUACAUUUUACAGAAAUCUAAUAUAUAUAUGGAUCACAUCUCUGUAUGUGUUUGAAUAUCCUCGGCUACCUCCGUUUUGAGAUGGGAGAGCUCAACAGGGACAAACAUCGAGUCUGCCGCCCCUGUUAGCUUUUAAACAUUUCCAUGUAACCUCAAGGAACGGCAUUAACUGAGAUCUUCUGUGUGGGACUAAAAUAUUCUUUUUCACAUAGUUCCUAAAUGUCUUAAAUAAAGAUUGAUUUUAUGGACACAA
This is a messenger RNA of Carassius auratus (goldfish), 3298 nucleotides long. Its product is annotated as kelch-like protein 18. The record is from RefSeq and is a predicted model, not a curated record. The transcript has 10 exons. Gene Ontology annotation, molecular function: protein binding. NCBI's taxonomy places the organism in Eukaryota, Metazoa, Chordata, Actinopteri, Cypriniformes, Cyprinidae. The coding region runs from base 80 to 1810 and encodes 576 amino acids.